Messenger RNA from Anneissia japonica, 1158 nucleotides. Its product is annotated as neurotrimin-like. The coding region runs from base 1 to 1158 and encodes 385 amino acids. The record is from RefSeq and is a predicted model, not a curated record. Lineage: Eukaryota; Metazoa; Echinodermata; Crinoidea; Comatulida; Comatulidae. The transcript has 8 exons.
AUGACACUAGUGAUUGCUAACACCAGCCGAAGCGACAAUGGCACAUAUCGAUGUAGUGUAAAUAUAGUUGACGAUCCUCCUCCAACUGCAUUUGAUGACGCCAUACUGAGUGUUAUAUAUUUAGACAAGCCUGUAUUAAUAUCCUUCGAUACACCUGUGAUGGAAGGAGAUACAGUUGAGAUGUCAUGUAUUGCAAAUGCUAAUCCAUCACCAACGUACACAUUUUUAAGGGAUGGUGAAGUACAGCAAUCAUGGGCUUCAUCUACAUUCAUGAUUCAAUCAGUGAGUCGUGUUAACAAUGGCAGUUAUGUGUGCAGGGCCAGUAACAGUGCUGGCACUGAAACAAGUGACAGUAGAACGCUGGAUGUACAGUAUCUACCUGAAUGUCCUUGCACUGAUUACAAGUUCGCUAAUCCUGGUGAAAACGUUACUAUUGCACCAAAAUGUGUAGCUAAUCCUACAGAUAUCGAUUAUCAGUGGAGCAGUGUUCCUAAUGUUACUGACUUAGAUAGCAACGAAGCAACAUUCACAUUUACGGUAUCAAAGGAAUUUGGCACAGAGUAUAAUAUAACAGUGAUUGCUAAUAAUAGCAUUGGAUCUACAACAGAGUCGGUAAUAGUCAUUGUUGCAGCACCAUGUAGCUUAUCUUGUCAAAAUGGAGGCACAUGUCAAAUCGUUAACGAUACUGAGAAAUGCGUAUGUCCAACUGGAUUUGAAGGGCAAUAUUGUCAGCACAACAAAACCCACAACAUUACUACUAUUUUACCAACACCUACACCUCCGCCUACUACACCUACUCCAAAAUCCAAAUCGGUUAUUGGAAAUUGCACGAUCAUCAUUUAUCCUAAUCCUGCCAAGGAAGGUGAAAGUGUAGACAUAGAAUGUUCUUCUGAAAAUUCUAAUCCCACUCCUAUGAUAACACUUUUCAAAGAUGAAAAUAAAAUAGAAUAUGUAAAUGGAACAAAACUAACCUUCAACAUAAAGAGUAUGAAGAAGAGCGAUGAAGGAGAUUACUAUUGUAUUGCAACUAACAUUGCUGGAAGUAGAACAUCGGACAAAAUAAAAUUGACUAUGAAACUUAACAUAUGGAUUAUAGCUACUGUACAUAUCAAUCAUGUGAUACAGCAGCAGAAACAGCAACAAGAACAUAAAAAUUGA